AUCAACAUGCAUGUCAUGACGAUGAACGAGUUGUUCGCGGCCGUGGGUUGUAACAAUGCAUCGCAGUGUCUGUCCAGAGCCAUUCCAUCGCGCCACGGCGACUCAUCGUACAGGAUUGCCUUUGGGGCGUCCACUUCGAUUGCCAUAGCGUCCUUUGCCUCGUCCGUGCCGGCGGCCAUUCCUUCCAUCGUCACGCGACUGCAUGGCCACCCGGCGCGCAUAUCUAGCGUGCACUGGAACAGCCAUUAUGUACGUAACGGCGUCGAACAAGACAUCAUCUUGUCUGGCGACGCAGCCGGCAACCUUCGGCUCCACCUGAACUUGAACAACGAUGGCCAGUGGAUUUCGCACGAGGUUGCGACGUGCACAUCGUCCAUCUCCGCCGUCAAUUCCAUCUCGACGCCGACCCAAACGUAUCUGCUUGCUGCGACCUCUGUCGGGGAGGUGCUGGUGUACACACUGGACGACAAGUCCCCUCCUUCGAUCGCGCACUCAUGCCUGUUGCCGCUGGGCCAACGCCAUAUUGUCGAAACAUUGGCUACAACCACCCUGAACGGCUCCGAUGAUGGCGUUCUCGUGGCCCUUGGUGGCGUGGAUUUGCAAGUGCAUCUGUACAAGCUCGACCCAUCAGCCACCGCCGCCGCCCUGGUGCAUGUCACGUCGUUGGCUGGGCACAAAGGGUGGAUUCGCGGCCUGGACUUUACACGGCACGACACGUCGAUUCUUCUAGCGUCGGCCAGCCAAGACCACAAAAUUCGGCUCUGGCGUAUCGACAGCACAUCAUCGCAUAUCAUGAGCGUAUCGUGUGAUGCGAUGCUGGUGGGCCAUGAUGAUUGGGUGACAAGUGUGACGUGGGUCGUUCCAGGGCUCAUUCUCUUGUCGACUUCGAUGGACAAUCGAAUUAUUCUGUGGCACUUGGACAAACACAGUGAGCUCUGGACGCCUCAACUACGUAUCGGAGACCUCGGUGGCCUGGGUUUGUUGGCAGGCGCGGCCCCGCUAUUGUCACCGGCGUCGUCACUUAUGUCAGAGGUGGUGGCGCUAACAUUCGGAGGCCAAAUCCACCGGUGGGCGAUUUCGAGUGGGAGCGACGGGCUCUUGGCGCCGGUGGUCAGUGUCACAGGGCACACGCAGUCCGUGUCGGAUGUCGUGUGGUCCGUGGCCGGCGACUACUUUGUCACAGUGUCGCAGGAUCAGACGGCGCGGGCUUUUGCCCACGGAUCAAAUGGCCGGUGGACCGAAAUCUCCCGCGUGCAAGUGCACGGGUACGACCUGCACUGCGGCUGCUUUGUCGACGCCUCGCGGUUUGUGAGUGGCGCCGACGAGAAGAUCUUGCGCGUGUUUGCCGUACCCGAGGGCAUGGCUGCGUUGGUGCGAGGCGAGCUUUCUUCCGCCGGGUUUGGCAUGCUUCCGGAGCUAAGUCUGACGACCAAAGCUACCACAGACGCCUCUACUUCUCUAGUGUUCGUGGGGGAUCAAUUGAAUCGGUCCGUGUGGCCUGAGCUGCAAAAGUUGUACGGGCACGGGAACGAGUUGCUCUGCGUGACGAGUAACUCAGCGCGUACCCGGCUCGCGUCGGCUUGCAAGAGUCGAGACAGUCAGUUUGCCGCCAUUUGGCUGUGGGCGAGUGCCGAAGAGGACAUUGUGCCCCUCCAGCAACUGCCAGGGCACGCGUCGUCAGUGGUGCAGCUCGCAUUUUCCCCCGACGAUCGCAGUUUGGUGUCUGUGUCCAAGGACAGGCACGUGUGUGUGUAUGCGUUGCAACCAGAUGGGUCGUAUACCCUCGCCACCAAGCAAAAAGUGCACAAGCGCAUCGUGUGGACCUGCGGAUGGGCCCACGACAGCCGCCUCUUUGCCACAGGCUCCCGAGAUGAUACCUUGUUGCUGUGGGGACACGUCCGUUCCACGUGGCAGCCUGUGGCUUCGGCUCUCUCGUUUUCGUCGGCGGUGACUGCUGUAGCGUUUGCCAAGCCCGAAAUGUCCACCAAGGAAGGUAUAUAUCUCAUCGCUGUGGGGCUCGAGUCCGGAUGGGUCCACCUCGUGGCGGCGUCGGCAGCUGCCGAUGGCAAAUGGGAAAUGGCCACGACCCAAAGCAUCCGAGCGCACGCGGCGACUGUGACGAGGCUGGCGUGGCAUCCCACUACGGCAGGAUUGAUGGUCAGCACGAGCCAGGACACCAGCGUUGUGCUGUUGCAACUUGGACGUGGGGAGGGGGAUACAAUCGAAUGAUGAUACUCGAGCGACCAUCUCUAGUACAGGACUUAAGUAGUAGUAGUAGUUAGUAUAUACUAAUUCAAUGGGGAACGUUAGUUGUCG
Messenger RNA from Aphanomyces astaci, 2316 nucleotides. RefSeq lists its product as hypothetical. The record is from RefSeq and is a predicted model, not a curated record. NCBI's taxonomy places the organism in Eukaryota, Oomycota, Saprolegniomycetes, Saprolegniales, Verrucalvaceae. The coding region runs from base 7 to 2229 and encodes 740 amino acids. Gene Ontology annotation, biological process: tRNA wobble uridine modification. The transcript has 8 exons. Gene Ontology annotation, cellular component: elongator holoenzyme complex. Gene Ontology annotation, molecular function: protein binding.